AUGCAUUGUUGCUACAUUCUCUUAAAUGAUUCCAAUGAUAACAUGAUUGUGUGAAACGAGUUUCUUAUGAGUACAUAGCAUCGUGAGGCCAUCUGCUUCCAUAUACACCAUACGCACUGCUUUUCCCGCGCAUUUUUCAUUCAUUUGACGUUAAUUCUUGGGAGGUUGGAGACAUAGCCUAUAAAUCGAAACCGUUUCGUGAAGUUAAGUCGACCAAUUUUAAUAUCCAACAUGGCUCCAUCAAAAUCAGAAAAACGAGAACAAUACUUAUCGUGGGAUGACUACUUCAUGGCAUCGGCAUUCCUGGCUGCAAAGCGUUCCAAGGAUCCUGCAUCACAGGUGGGUGCAUGUAUUGUCGAUAGUGAACAUCGUAUCGUAGGUACUGGCUACAAUGGGUUCCCGCGGGGUUGUAGCGAUGAUGACUUUCCCUGGUCAAAGACGAGCGCCAACAACCUCGAGAACAAGUAUAUGUACGUCGUCCACGCCGAAGCCAAUGCAAUUUUGAAUAAAAAUGCCGCCGAUAUCAGAGGAUCGCGACUGUAUGUGGCUCUGUUUCCAUGCAAUGAGUGCGCUAAGUUGAUCAUUCAAUCGGGAAUCAAAGAAGUCAUUUACAUGUCCGAUAAGCACGCUACCAGGGAACACACUAUUGCUUCCAAGAUGCUGUUCGAUAAGUGUGGGGUGAACUAUCGACAAUACGAGCCGAAUGAGAGCCGGGUCGUUAUCGACUUCAAUGAAAUCGAUUGGGAUAAACAGAAUCAAAUGCCACCAACUCCCAGCAAAGGGGUAUAAAUAGGAAGAGUUCGAUUGAUCAGUAUUAGGUUAAGGACAAUGUUAUAAGCAUAAAAGAAUGUACGUGGAUAGUUGGAUUGGUUGUAAAUUUUGAAUAAAUGUGUGAACAUGUCA
Hermetia illucens (black soldier fly) is the source of this 903-nucleotide messenger RNA. Its product is annotated as deoxycytidylate deaminase. The coding region runs from base 232 to 789 and encodes 185 amino acids. The record is from RefSeq and is a predicted model, not a curated record. Gene Ontology annotation, molecular function: dCMP deaminase activity; zinc ion binding. NCBI's taxonomy places the organism in Eukaryota, Metazoa, Arthropoda, Insecta, Diptera, Stratiomyidae. Gene Ontology annotation, biological process: dTMP biosynthetic process; dUMP biosynthetic process. The transcript has 2 exons. Gene Ontology annotation, cellular component: cytoplasm.